AUGGGCGACGCAUCUGGAGUAGGCGGCUGGGAAGUGGUCACCGCUCGAAACCAAGAAGAACGCAGCAGUGGCCCUGGGCUGGGAUCUCCAACUCCUGCACACCUGACGAAAACAUUGUAUAUCCCUCAUCAUGAUGGGAGCACGUCAGAUAUCUCCGUUUUCCAAGUCACCGAGCAGUAUAAGGAGAGCGUCAAGGGGCGUGGAAUGGGAUCAGCCUCGUAUGUUGUGGCGCUAGGACGGAUGCCUAAACCGCAAGUGGAUAGUAAGGACCUAGCGACCGGUGAGAAUGAAAUCGUGUACAAUGUCAACUUUCAAGAUGCGGCCUUGAACCUGACCUCGUCGUCGUCGGAUGAGUCACCCGUGGAGGCAAACGUUGUCAUUGAAUCUGCUGAAGACAGAGCUGCUACCAUUACAUUGAAGUCGCAAGAUGAAAGCGCAGUCGAAGCUAUCUCGAUGUCGACAUCUUACACUAUUCCACCAACAACCCGGAAGAAGAAAGUUUACGCACACCCCUAUUUCGGUUUUCAAUUUCCUGGGGAAAAUGGGAAAUUUCUUGAAUGGCAAAUUCACCCAGUCUCACAAGGACGCUUGCGAUAUACACUUGUUCGCAACCCGAAGGCACAAGGGACUAGUAAUGGUGCAACUCCCAUAAUCUCUCCGGAUGAAGAUAUUCUUGCUAUUUAUCACCACAUCGGUGAUACAAUCUCACUCCCCCUGCCAGUCAGUGAGGGUAUGCUUCUCGUCUCUUCUGAAAUGGAUUCGGCUACCGAGGCGAUUGUGGUUGCGAGUGCCCUUGGAAUGCUCUGGAAGCUGCGACUGCUGUGCAAAACAGGGGAAAGUACUGGAUCUAACAGCAAGGUUUCCAAAAAAGGAAGACUUGGAUUUAUCAAAGGCCUGCUUCACAAGAACUAA
Messenger RNA from Penicillium subrubescens, 912 nucleotides. RefSeq lists its product as uncharacterized. Lineage: Eukaryota; Fungi; Ascomycota; Eurotiomycetes; Eurotiales; Aspergillaceae. The record is from RefSeq and is a predicted model, not a curated record. Bases 1 to 912 code for a protein of 303 amino acids. The transcript is spliced from 2 exons.